AGAACGCAGCUGGUGAACAGCAAGCUGACUGAGAUUAUUAAACCUGUAACUACCAUAAAGAGACGGCCACCAUCGUGAGCGGGCACUGCGCUCUUGGACGCAGCAGGACGGUACCGGGGAAGGGGAACUGUGCCAGACGUAAGAAUGAGCUGCCCAUCACCUUCCUCUGGGGCUGGUGGUACAGACCUGCGGCUCAACGUCCUGCUGCUGGGCGGCCCCCAGAGCGGGAAGAGUGCCACGGGGAACACGCUGCUGGGCAGCCACGACUUCUCCAGCCGGCUGUCCCCCGCCGCGGUCACCACUGAUUGUAGGCUCCUGCGCCGGGUCAUGCCCGCCUUCCUGCGCCGGCAGGGGGGUCAGGCGGCACUGCACCUCUCUGUGCUGGACACCCCCGCCUACCCCAACCUUUUGCUGAGCCCGGAGGAGGUGAAGCACACUGUGGCCCAAGCUGUGGAGCAGGGCUUCAACGGCAGCCCCCAUGUCCUGCUGCUGGUCCUGCGGGCCGACACGCCCCCCUGUGACGCGACGGGCCAGCUGACACGCUUCGCUGAGGAUCUCUUUGGCCCCGAGUGGAGAGGCCACACCCUGCUGGCGCUCAGCCACGGCGACCGUGUGGACCAGGCCCAUCUCGGGUCCACCGAGUACCUCACGCAGGCUUCUGGCACCUUCCAGGCCCUGCUGGAAACUGUCGAACACCGACACCACUUUGUGGACAACGCAGCACUCUGGCUCAGUACAGAGGGACGCCCCCUGCUGGAAAAACUAGUGCUGCUCACCAGGAAAAACAAAUACAGAGGACUUCAGCUAAAGAGCGUCUGAGUGCUGUGACUAAAAGACACUUCACUUAGGGAGCGAUGUUACUGCCUUUAGUCAGGGAACAUGGACACUGUACUAAGAGAACCCCAGAGUUGAGCAGAACUGCCUGUGUGUGAACAGGUGAAUACUGCAAGGUCCUUUGACAGACAAGGUAAACUGAUAAUGCCCUCAGUGUCUCACAUUCAAAUUUAAAAAUGUCCUCUUGAUUUUAAUUUUAUUUAAUUUACUUCACAUGGUGAUAACAGGGUGUGUCUAAGAUGAUGUAUUUCUAUGUUAAUGCUGUUGUCCAAAUUAAAGUUUCUGCUCACCAGUCACA
Molecule: messenger RNA, 1132 nt
Organism: Brienomyrus brachyistius
Lineage: Eukaryota; Metazoa; Chordata; Actinopteri; Osteoglossiformes; Mormyridae
Product: GTPase IMAP family member GIMD1-like
Exons: 3
Coding region: 145-819 (224 amino acids)
Molecular function (GO): GTP binding
Source: RefSeq, a predicted model, not a curated record